GGGUCGCUGACGGGCCCGGGCGGGCGGGGAGGUCUCCGCGGCUAGCCCGCCGCCUUCGCUUUUGGACCAGCUCCGCCAUGGCGCCCAAAGGUGGCUCCAAGCAGCAGUCAGAGGAGGACCUGCUUCUGCAGGAUUUCAGCCGCAACCUCUCGGCCAAGUCGUCCGCGCUCUUUUUCGGGAACGCUUUCAUCGUGUCCGCCAUCCCCAUCUGGUUAUAUUGGCGAAUAUGGCAUAUGGAUCUUAUUCAGUCUGCUGUUCUGUAUAGUGUGAUGACCCUAGUAAGCACUUACUUGGUAGCCUUUGCAUACAAGAAUGUAAAAUUUGUUCUCAAACACAAAGUAGCUCAGAAGAGGGAGGAUGCUGUUUCCAAAGAAGUGACUCGGAAACUCUCAGAAGCUGAUAAUAGGAAGAUGUCUCGAAAGGAGAAGGAUGAGAGAAUCUUGUGGAAGAAGAAUGAAGUUGCCGACUAUGAAGCUACAACGUUUUCCAUCUUCUAUAAUAACACUCUGUUCCUGGUCUUGGUCAUCGUUGCCUCCUUCUUCAUUCUGAAGAACUUCAACCCCACAGUGAACUACAUUUUGUCCAUAAGUGCUUCGUCAGGACUCAUCGCCCUCCUGUCUACUGGUUCCAAGUAGACAUGUCAGCUUCGCCCCCUGGCUUUGUGUUGAUGGGUGGCCUGUGGCAUGUGGAAAAGYAGCAGGGUGGUCSGGGUGGGAGACACACAAGAUGUUUUUAUAGUCUGGAAUUUGAGGGUUUAAAAAAAUGCAACAGAAUGUAAUUGAGUGUUUGUUUAUUGGCUCUUUUUGACAGAUUGUUGAAAUUAAAUGAAUUGAAAGGGAAACUCAGAGUACCAGGACAUUUAUUAAAAGGCGAGAAGUCUUGCAAUGUGCUAUAAUCUCGAGGAGAAAAUAACUCGUUUCCUUGAUCCAUCAGAGGUCACAGUAACCUGGGCCGAACUGUUAUUAUUUAUAAUGGUAGCAAGAAGUUAAUAACUGGUUCUCUGUGUUCCAAGCACAACAUUACAACUUUUUUUGAACCAUAAAUAUCAGAAUGAAUCCUCAGGGGAUUAAACAGAAGCCUCAUGUUUAUGAGUCUCUGGACUUGUGAUUUGUAAGAACUCAAAGUUUAAAACAUGAUUUCUCCAGCUUGGAGAAGAGAAGCUUGUGGAAAAGUUUCUUUUUUUUCUUCCGUAAGAAAGGCAGCCAAGGUAGCAACCUAAGAAUAGUGUCCAGGUCCACAAGAGCUGUAAAGUGCUGCUGGGCUUGUGACCUGGCCCCGGUGGCCAGGAGUCAGCUUGACCCUACCAUGUUGGUGACCUGUGCAGCCACUGGGUCAAGGUUCUGCUAGACCAGGGUCUCAUGCCCUGGGGUUGAGGUUGAGUAAGAGGGAGGCCUGUCCUGUACAGCGUCAGGUAAGGGACCCGAGUCAUGCUUGUCACGCUUGUGAACCUGGUUCUGGAAUGCUGAGGACUCCACGAGGAGGUGACAGUGGUGAAUGCUUGUCAGCAGKUUUUCAUGAGGGCUUUCCUCGGUUUACCCGCUAGUUCACAGCUUCCUGUUGAUUGUGAUCAAAUAAUGGUCUCUUCAGGUUUUGGKGGUUUAGCUGAGAGCGGUCUCUAUUUUUUGCCAGAAUAUGUACAGAUAUUAUCAUUUUCUGUUUGUGCUAUGACUUGAAAAAGUUUGGGAAUCUCUUUAUCACUCAUGAUAUUGGUUUCAUAUAGUUAUUAGCUUUUGACUAUAUCCACUAAUUUCCUACCAGGAAUACCUCAAGGGAAAUAUAUUCCCGAUCUUCAGUGUCCACUUCUAAAUUUAAGGUGAACAUUAUCAGCUGGUUGUGAUGCACAUUCCCAGCCACUCGGGUGRCUGAGGCAGGAAGAUUUUAAGUUGGAGGCCAGACUGGGCAAUUUAGUGAGACCCUGUAAAAUUAAAAGGGAUGUAGGUAUAGCUCAAUGGUAGAGCCCUUUUAGCCUGCAUGAGGCCCUGGGUUCAGUCGUCAACACCAUCUUACUUGAGUGCUAUUGGAUGUAUGGGUGGGCUGCAUCUGGAACGUAGAGGGAAGAUGGGCAGGCCAGCUUGGCACAGUGGUCCUCCCCAUCCUCUGCGUUGAGGGUGCUCCUGGACAUUUGCAGAUCUUCAUUCUGCUGCACUAUUACCUGAGUGUUGUUGCUGGAGGGGGUGGAGUGAAUGGACAAGUCGGAAGACAUUUGCCACAGGAUUAGGUGACACAUAAGAGGCUCAUUUUUAUUGUUCUCUCAUUUUACUCUAAGGUUGAUUAAAAAGCAGUCAGAGUGUGUUAAAAAGCAGUCAGAGUGUGGGGCACGGAGUCUUGAGUACCACUCCAUCUGCUUGCUUGGCCAAAGGAGUCUUCGGAAACCAGAGCUGCACACACUUUUCAGGUGGGGCAAAAACCUACCUCUAGAGGGCAGUGUCUGUGUUGUGGGGACAGUUGCCACCUUUCCUGCUGCCUAGCUGAGAGGGCUGGGRGAACAGGACUCAGCCCAGUUUCUUAAGACUCUUGGAUUAAUGAGUCAAAAAUGUGUGGUAUAGCAAGCAMACGAGACUCUCUUCCGUCCCAAAUGCCCUCAUAGCAGCCUUUGUAUCUAGUUGUGAUGACGUUUGCUGACUUUCCAUACUGUUUGAUGAGUUUCUGUGCCCAGAUGACAUAUUCAUACUUGAGCUGGUCCAUCAAGGAUUUACUGACCUAGCACUUUUGGGAAAUGCAGAGCCUUUCGUUGUCAAAAAGAGCUGUGUGGCAAUUGGAAUUGUGAUGUGCUAAAUCAUAUUUAAAUAGUAAAACCUGCUGCAGAAUUUUUAUCUUAAAAAACCUCUGUAUCAACACCAGUAGAAUAAAAGGGUUUCUGCUGUAAUUGGGAUUCAAAGUAAUUAUAUUCUGUUUUUUUACACUUGUGAUAGGUAAAACUUAAGAUUGUUAAACAUUUUUAUUUCCCUAUUUUUAGUUUCAUCAUUUACAACAAUAAAAAUUGUGGAUUGCAAUUUGA
Urocitellus parryii (Arctic ground squirrel) is the source of this 2998-nucleotide messenger RNA. It is a transcript of the gene Ssr3, whose product is annotated as signal sequence receptor subunit 3. Gene Ontology annotation, biological process: SRP-dependent cotranslational protein targeting to membrane. Lineage: Eukaryota; Metazoa; Chordata; Mammalia; Rodentia; Sciuridae. Gene Ontology annotation, cellular component: membrane; endoplasmic reticulum. The record is from RefSeq and is a predicted model, not a curated record.